Messenger RNA from Somion occarium, 789 nucleotides. The record is from the annotation of a GenBank genome assembly. NCBI's taxonomy places the organism in Eukaryota, Fungi, Basidiomycota, Agaricomycetes, Polyporales, Cerrenaceae.
CUCCCCCCCAUGAACCACAACCAACAUCCCAGCAUACCGAUUGUUGAAUCAAGGGCAGAGGCUACAGCUACACAGAGAACAGCGCAUGGGCGGCAGGCCGGCGCCAAAUGCAGACAUGACUUAACGGCGCCAGGCAAAGCUGUGCGAGAUGCUUUCUAUCAGGAAUGCUCAUUGACUGCACAAUCUCAGGCUCUGUUGGCAAAGAUGGAGGAGGUUGCAGAGAAGAUCAGGGCUUGUGAGGGGUGUGGGUUCUACACAAAGAGACACCUUUUAAAAUGGAUGCAAGCGAAGAAGAAAGGAGACUCUCAGGUGCUGUGGAGCACUCCAAUGCUACAUAGUACUAUGGAGACCAAUGUAGUUCAAGCUGCUGGCACUGACAGUACUGCCGUGUCUGAAUAUGAUUCACCCAAGGGGAGUUUAGAUGCAUUUGCUGAAGAGGAAGGAUUGGAAGGGGUGAAGGAUGCUCGAACUGUAGGAACCAGGCCAUGUCUUCCUCCAUCCCCUUCCCCUCCGGCCCUCAGCUGCUGCAACUUUGGAGCGAGAAUCACCAGUCAUUACAAUCAGAUGCUGAUCUUCAGUGUCACCAGCAAUGAAGAAGAAGAAGAAGCUGCUGAACCCCCAAGUUUCAGGCUUCGGCCAGUGCAUACAUGGUGAUUUCAAGACCAUAUCCAUCGACAGACACUUUGCAUCACUUUCUUGCUUUGAUACUUAAUUUCCCCCUCCUCCAGUUCAUACCUUGGAUGCUCUGAUGUAACAUACCACAUACUUGAUGUUCAAUCCUUUGAUCAG